GGACUUCUCUCUUGAUGAACAGAGAGUUGGCGGAUGACAUGUUCUGCUGAGAAAUGGCGCUCCUUGGUUUCUGUUGCUGCUUCGUUCUUGUCUAUCUUCUGAUCGUUUUGAUCAGCUUCAUCGUCGAUCACGCUUUCAGAGAUAGGAGAGGAGGAGCUUCGCAGAGAGAUGAGCGCAAAGGUCUGCCUGAAUCCUUGGGGGAGAAAGAGGAAUCGUGCGUCAGGUUUAAGUUCCAGCAUCAGAUAUCGAAUUACCAGAGAGGCAAUUGCGAUGAGGAACCAGAAGCUGCGUUACCUGUUGAUGGAGGAGAUGAGUCUUCUCACGGCUUCUCGUCCGAGAAAGACUUCCGCGGGUUCAUGGAAGAGCCGAAAGCCACAACCUCUUGUACCGAGCUCGAUUCAGGAGAAGCAGCAGCAGCUGCUGCCGAUGAUGAUGCCGUGCACAAUGCCAGCGAUUCGAUCGAGAUCAAGGACAAGAUAUUGCCGAGAAAUUAUGAGGUCGUGGAAGAGAAUGGAGCAUGUUCUUUGUCGGAGGAAUUCUCCGGCUUCGAUUCGGAGACCGACUCCAUUAGCAUGAGCGAUGGUUACUCGGUGCACGACCUCGUCGUGGACUCAGAUGGUUUCUUGUCCGAGAGAGACUUCGAUGGAGAAGAAGAACAGCUGCGGAAGAGUCUGAACCAAGAAGAAGAAGAAGAAGAAGAAGAAGAAGAAGAAGAAGAAGAAGAAGAAGAAGAAGAAGAAGAAGAAGAAGAAGAAGAAGAAGCUGAUGACAGGCUUCAAGAAACAACGAAUCUGCCAUGUUCUCAUGCACCCCAAAUCGAGUUCACCGAUUCCAGCGACGACGAUCUUGAUUCGACGAGCAGAGGUUGCAGUCCUAUGAAGAGCCCUGAGGAAGUCCUCGAUGCAGAAGAGGCAGGAGACGGGUCGGAUGCUGCUGCUGAUAAGUCGGAGAAGAAGAAUCAGUUCAAGGUGUCAGACGACGAGGAGUACGGCGAGCUGGAGCUGCUCUGGGAGCACCAGGACCUGAUAGAACAGCUGAGGAUGGAGCUGAGGAGAGCGAGGGACAUCGGUCUGCCGACGAUUCUGGAGGAGUCAGAGAGUCCCCGAACAGUGGAGGAUCUGAAGCCAUUAAAGAUGGACGAGAGCUUCCUUCACGAGGAUCCACUGGACGAGCUGCACAGGGCUUACAGGAGCUACAGGGAGAGGAUGAGGAAGUUCGACAUCCUCAACUACCAGAAAAUGUACGCAAUAGGUUUCCUGCAGGUGAAGGAUCCUCUCAGAUCACUGGGACCUCGAAAGACAUUAGCCUUAGCAAUCUCAUCCAUCCUCUCCCAAAGCUUCUGGUCGAUUCGUCGAAAACCCAGCUCCGAACCUUCAGACAAGUUCAUCAAGGAGCUUCAGAGUGACCUGGAAGUGGUGUACGUUGGCCAGACAUGCCUGUCAUGGGAGUUCUUGAGAUGGCAGUACGAGAAAGCUCGGGAAUUGCCGGAAUCCGAUCCAUACCGAAGCCACCACUUCAAUCAAGUGGCAGGAGAAUUCCAACAGUUCCAAGUGGUCAUCCAGAGAUUCGUCGAGAACGAAACAUUUCAAGGGCCGAGGCUGCCAAACUACAUCAGAAACCGAUGCGUUCUCCGAAAUCUUCUCCAAGUUCCUUUGAUCAGAGAGGAUGGAGCGAGAGAGAAGAUGGAGGAUCACCACAAGGGAUGCUAUGACAUCACAAGUGAGAUGAUAGAAGAUGCCAUGGAGGAAUCCAUCAGGAUCUUCUGGGAAUUUGUCAAGGCAGACAAGGAUGAAACCCCAGGUAUUCUGAAAGGGUUCAUGGGAGCUCAUGUCGACCUGCAAGACCCAUCAGACUUUGACCUCAUGGAAGACAUCCAAUCCGAUCUCCGCAAGGUGGUGCAUGCUUCUCCAGUUCUUCAACUGUCUCUACUCUUCUCCUGUAAUCUCCUCUUGUUUGGUGCAGAAAGAGAAGAAGCUCAAAGACAUUGUAAGAACUGGCAACUGCAUAGUCAAGAAGUUCAAAAGGCCAAAGGAAGAUCGAUCAAAUCAGGACCUUUUCUUCUCCCAAGUAGACCUGAAGCUGGUGGCAAGAGUGCUGAGAAUGUCUACAAUCACAACCGAUCAAUUGGUGUGGUGCCACAAGAAACUGAGCAAGAUUAGGCUGGUGGAGAGAAAGAUCUACAGGGAGCCUUCCUUCUUGCUAUUCCCAUGUUGAUCUACACAGAAAGAUUCAUUAAAAUUCUUUCUUACAGCAUCAAUUUCUGUACGAAAAUUGGUGUGUUCUCCACACAUUGUUAGGCAAGAUGUCACCUUCAACAAAUGUGAAUCCAAAACCUGAAUUGGUCAACAACAACAA
Messenger RNA from Musa acuminata AAA Group (dessert banana), 2355 nucleotides. RefSeq lists its product as uncharacterized. The record is from RefSeq and is a predicted model, not a curated record. The coding region runs from base 54 to 2159 and encodes 701 amino acids. Lineage: Eukaryota; Viridiplantae; Streptophyta; Magnoliopsida; Zingiberales; Musaceae. The transcript has 4 exons.